AUGAACUCCGAGCCUGUGGACACGAAUCCACUGGUGCCCACUACGCUGUAUGAGAAAGUGGAGUACUACCUACGCGACCGCACUAAGUACCUUCACGUGCAGAAUGAAAUCCCGCUAGAGGUAACGAAUAAACUUGCCAUGGUAAACAACUACUAUGUCUCUGUUGCCGACCCGCAAGAUAUGAGCUUCACAAACUCGGGUGAGCAUACUGCGGACCAUGUUUGCUGGGUGGCCUACAACUUUUUCCUCCGACUGUACGUGCAGGCGGCGCUGCUCGUACCCACCCUUUUGUUCCUCCUUUUUAUAGCGGUGCAGACCCACCACUCGCCGACGUUUCUCCUUCUGUACAGCCUCGUGAUCGAUGUCGAAGUGCUCUCGAUGUGGGCCUACGAGAGGGGUGCACGCUUCGCUGCAGGACACUGGUGGGAGCUCGUGUGGCUGAUCAUAGGGCUUGUGGUCGUGAACAUCCACGUGUUGUACCCCGCAAACGUUCUUUGCGCUCUGCUGCUUGUGGUGCAUUGGAUGUUCAUGGCACGCAUCACCGUCAUUCAGGUUUCCCGGGCGCUGCGUGUGUUUUGCGCCUCCGAUCGCCGCUGCUACAUCGCCGAGGGCGUUGUUCUGGACAUGGCCUACAUCACCCGCAACCUGCUCGCGAUGGGGUGGCCAGCGAAAGGAACGGAGGCGUUUUAUCGAAAUCCGUGGAGGAAUGUGGUGGACUUUCUCCGCCGCAAGUAUGCGCGCCUCUCCUCACACGUCAUCACGCUCUGCUCUGAGCGCUGCACCGAGCCGUUUCCACAGCAGUCCACCUAUCCUGUGGAUGACCACAACCCCGCCGAGAUGCCCCUCAUGAUUUCCUUUUGCUGCGAAGUCGCUGACUACGUCAUGGCUGACCCGUACAACCGGGCGGUCGCGGUGCACUGUAAAGGUGGCAAGGGACGCACUGGCACGAUGAUCUGCGCGUACCUCAUGUAUUGCGGUCAAUGCCGCAGCGCCGACGCUGCCUUGCGGCACUUCAGUCUACUACGCAGCCGGAUCGGCGCGCAGAAGCUGCAAGGCGUGCAGACCCCCUCGCAGGAGCGCUACGUUCGCUACUUUGAGCACCUCAUCAACGAACACCCUGGAAUGGUCAUCCCAUCUCAUCCGCGUCGUGUUCGUCGACUCGAACUGCACAAUAUCCCGCAGUUGUGGGUAUUGCACGGGGUGGAGCACCUGUGGAUGACCGUCAUUGUGAAGCCGUGCACAGAGCGGCGUAUCGUGUACCUCACGAACCGCACCGUCACGUUCAACUCCGCGGUGCCGGAUCCGCGCACGUACAACUGGCGCACGCAAAUUAAAGACCUCUUCCACAGCGACGAGGAGGUGAUCUACCAGGAGGCAAACGAGAUGGACGCGGCGGAGAGCUGGAGCACUGGCUACCGGCCGGAUCAGCGAUCUUUUCGCGUUAUUGGUGAAGCUGGCGACGUGCUGCAGCUGGCCUUCCCAGAGGAGAUCCCGGUCGUGGAUGGCGAUGUCUGCUUUAAGUUCUUCUUCUUCAAAAACAACCCCAAUCCGCUGCUGCCACCCGUGCAGUUUUGGAUUCACACCGGCUUGGAGAAGCACUCGACGAUUCGGCUCGAGCGCAGCGACCUGGACGGGCCGUCCAAGGAUACGAAAGGUCUCCGCUACUCAGCCGAUUUUGCGGUGGAGUUGGUGCUGGAGGAUGCUCAAGUGGAGCAAGCGGAACGCGAAUGA
Molecule: messenger RNA, 1731 nt
Organism: Leishmania braziliensis MHOM/BR/75/M2904
Lineage: Eukaryota; Euglenozoa; Kinetoplastea; Trypanosomatida; Trypanosomatidae
Product: tyrosine phosphatase isoform
Exons: 1
Coding region: 1-1731 (576 amino acids)
Biological process (GO): dephosphorylation
Cellular component (GO): cytosol
Molecular function (GO): protein tyrosine/serine/threonine phosphatase activity; phosphatidylinositol-3,4,5-trisphosphate 3-phosphatase activity
Source: RefSeq, a predicted model, not a curated record